AUGUUUGACAACGACCUUGGGCUCGGAGAUGGCGCGCAGGGGGGAAGCGGCCUGGGAGGUGGCGCGCAGGGGGGAAGCGGGCUGGGAGGUGGCGCGCAGGGGGGAAGCGGGCUGGGAGGUGGCGCGCAGGGGGGAAGCGGCCUGGGAGGUGGCGCGCAGGGGGGAAGCGGGCUGGGAGGUGGCACGCAGGGGGGAAGCGGGCUGGGAGGUGGCGCGCAGGGGGGAAGUGGGCUGGGAGGUGACGCGCAGGGGGGAAGCGGCCUCGAAGGUACUGCGCAGAGGGGAAGCGGCCUGGGAGGUGGCGCGCAGAGGGGAAGCGGGCUGGGAGGUGGCGCGCAGGGAGGAAGCGGCCUGGGAGGUGGCGCGCAGGGGGGAAGCGGCAUGGGAGGUGGCGCGCAGGGGGGAAGCGGGCUGGGAGGUGGCGCGCAGGGGGGAAGCGGCCUCGAAGGUACCGCGCAGUGGGGAAGUGGCCUGGGAGGUGGCGCGCAGGGGGGAAGCGGCCUGGGAGGUGGCGCGCAGGGGGGAAGCGGGCUGGGAGGUGGCGCGCAGGGAGGAAGCGGCAUGGGAUGGCGCCACCUGCUGCCACGCCAUGGGGUCAUGCAGCACGCAGCAGCAUUGGCGGCGAGAGCAGGGGUGGUGAGAGCAGGGGCGGCGAGAGUGGACAUUGAGGGCAAGAGGUGUGGGGAUGGAGCGGAGGGGGUGCAGUGGGGAUGGAGCGGAGGGGGUGCAGUGGCGAUGGAGCGGAGGGGGUGCAGUGGCGAUGGAGCGGAGGGGGUGCAGUGGCGAUGGAGCGGAGGGGGUGCAGUGGGGAUGGAGCGGAGGGGGUGCAGUGGGGAUGGAGCGGAGGGGGUGCAGUGGGGAUGGAGCGGAGGGGGUGCAGUGGGGAUGGAGCGGAGGGGGUGCAGUGGCGAUGGAGCGGAGGGGGUGCAGUGGCGAUGGAGCGGAGGGGGUGCAGUGGCGAUGGAGCGGAGGGGGUGCAGUAGGGAUGGAGUGGAGGGGGUGCAGUGGGGAUGGAGCGGAGGGGGUGCAGUGGCGAUGGAGCGGAGGGGGUGCAGUGGCGAUGGAGCGGAGGGGGUGCAGUGGCGAUGGAGCGGAGGGGGUGCAGUGGGGAUGGAGCGGAGGGGGUGCAGUGGGGAUGGAGCGGAGGGGGUGCAGUGGCGAUGGAGCGGAGGGGGUGCAGUGGCGAUGGAGCGGAGGGGGUGCAGUGGGGAUGGAGCGGAGGGGGUGCAGUGGCGAUGGAGCGGAGGGGGUGCAGUGGCGAUGGAGCGGAGGGGAUGCAGUGGCGAUGGAGCGGAGGGGGUGCAGUGGCGAUGGAGCGGAGGGGGUGCAGUGGGGAUGGAGCGGCGGGGGUGCAGUGGCGCGGGCAGCAGAGGCGACGGUGGCGUGGAGGGGAGGUUUCAUGGAGGCAUGGGCGGAGGAGGCGAGGUGAUGGAGGGGAGAUGGCGCACUGGCGUGGGAGGUAGAGACAGUGGCGAAUGGAAUGGAGGGGUGGGAAUGGGGGGCAGGCGACACGGAAGGGGUGCGGAGGAGAGGGGGGCGAGGGGAAGCAGCAGCAACGGGAGGGAGAGGCGAGGGGAAGCAGCAGCAGGAGUGAGGGUGCGGGGAGGCGGUGUGAGUGGAGGAGGGGUGGCAGGAGGAGGGGUGGCAGGAGGAGCGGGUUCAAAGGGAGUGCGCAUUCGAUGGUGGGUGAGAGAGGGGUGGUGA
Closterium sp. Naga37s-1 is the source of this 1704-nucleotide messenger RNA. The record is from the annotation of a GenBank genome assembly. Lineage: Eukaryota; Viridiplantae; Streptophyta; Zygnematophyceae; Desmidiales; Closteriaceae.